GUUGAUAUAUAAAAACUGCAAAAAAAAGAUGCAUACUUGUUUGAAUUCACCUUCAUAUUUUAAUGAUCAUAAUCAUAGUUACUUAUUUCAAACAACCCCUUUAAUUAUAUCAUCAUCAUCAAUUAGUACUAGUAAUUGUUGUUGUUGUUCUUGCUGUUGUUGUGUUACAAAUAGUAAUUAUAAUAAUAAUAAUAGUUUACUUAGAAUUAAUCCAAGUAGUUUUUUAUAUAAUGGGUUAAGACAAUCUACUUUGAUACAUUUUUCCCCUAGUAAAAGAUUAAGUAAUUAUGGUGGUAGAAAUAGUAAUAGUAGUGUUACUAGAAGGACACAUUCUUGUAAUAAUGAUUCGGGUCGGAAUUAUUAUCUUGAAAAGCUUUAUACUUUUAAUGAAAUGAGGAAGUUGAGGAAAGGUGGGUAUGUGUGUUCGGGUUUUGGUGGUAAGAGGGAAGGAGGGUUUCUUAGUGAUGGGAUUGAUGAUGUUGAGAUUUUGCUUGAUUUGUUAAGUGAGGAAGUGGUGUCGGAGAAUGUUGGUGUAAGAGAGAGGAAAAGGGUUGAGAAAAAGGGUGCUCGGGAUGUUACGAGUGAUAGGAAAAGUGAGUUUUCGGGAUUGGAUAAGAAGGGUUUGAAGUGUGAUGAGAAAGUUGUAGGGAUUAGGUUUAGGGAAGGAGAGGGUAAAGGGAGGUUUGUAAGAAAGGUGAAUCGGGGAGGAAGGGAGGAGGGGGUUCGGGCAAGAGAGGAAGAAUAUGAGCGGAGUUUUGUAGGAAAGGUGAACCGGGAAGGAAGGAAGGAGGAGAUUUGGUUGAGAGAGGAAGAAGAUGAUAACGGGAGGUUUGUGAAAAAAGUUAAUCGUGAAGGAAGGAAAGAAGGGUCAAGUUGCUCGUCUUAUUACUCGGUUGCGUCUACGGGCGAGUAUGAAAGUGAUAAUGAAGAUGUUGAAAUCAAACAUGAUAAUUAUUUUGUUGAAGGAGAGUCUUCGAGUGGGUAUCAGGAUGAUCGGAAAAUGGAUAGAUAUAUGAAAAGUUAUGAGGAGGACGUUAGAGAAAAUGUAAAUAGACGAUGGGAAUCUAGUAAAGAUGAAAACGAGAUCUUGAAGAAAAAUAACUUGAAAAGUUAUUAUGGUAAUGAAGAAUGGCGAAAAAAAUCUGAAAAAAAGCUUAAUGUGGAGUCUAGUCAACAGCAAUCACAAGUUUCUGUGAAUAUUGAGCAGAAUAGUCAACAGCAUAAUGAAAAAACUGAUAGAAUCACUAAUCAAUCUCAGUCAAUGAAGUAUAAGACUCUCAAGGAAAUGUCAGAUACAGAUAAUAAGGUUACUGAAUUGACCCCCAGCACCCGAAGACGAUACAGUGAUACUGGAGAUAAGUUGGUUAAUGAUAAAAGGCGAAGUGAUUUGCGCGUUUCUCGCCAAGAUGAGUACACAAGGCAGUCAAAUGUAAAUUUAGAAGCACGAAUUCGUGAAGUUGACACGAAAAAGGCUUCUACCUCCUCAUCACAUGAAUUUAGAAUGAAGAUUCGAGAGGAUAGUUCAGCAGAAACUAGUACUCAUGUUGAAGAUCGAAGAGAAGAAGAACACCAAAACCAGUUCACUACAUUAAGAGAUUCUAGAAUGGAAACACAACAAAUUUCAGAAAUUUCUGAUACUCGUAUUACUAAUAUUGAAUCUAACAUCAGAAGGGAAAAACAAAAAUUGCAUUUAGAGGCUUCAAGUUCAGCUGAGAAAGUUACAAUGGACCAGAAGGUUGAUACUAGGAGAAAAAACAUUGAAAAUAAGUAUUCGACAUCCAGUGUGGAAUUGGUAGAGGCACCCACGAAAUCGUUGGAAACUGGAAGGAAAACAAUUAAGGCAUCGAGUUUCAAUGUUGAUAUGCCGAAAGAGGCUACUAGUUCGUACAAAGCUUUGAAAUUGAAUCCUGAACCUAGUACACAAGAACCUGGUGCUCAUGUUCCUGGAAAGAGCAUUGAAGAUGAGUAUUCGACAUCUGGGGUGGAAUUGGAGGAGGCCCCCACCAAAUCGAUGAAAACUCGAAGGAGAACAAUCAAGGCUUCGAGUUUUAAUGUUGGGAUGCCGAAAGAGGCAACUAAUUCCUACAAAGCGUUGAGAUUGAACCCUGAGCCUAGUUCACAAGAACCUAGUGCUCGUCUUACUGGUAAGAGUGGCUCAUUUCCAAUAGCCACAACUUCUACAGCCGGUGAAUACCAGGAGCGUCCAGAGAGUUCCAGAGUUCGGCAGUCUGAAAUAUCCCAUGAAAGUUGUAUUUCUUCAGCUGAUGAACAACAGAAAUCUUCAAGCCAUUUUGUGGGUGAAUUUGUUGAAAAGGCAAGACACGAACUUUCCAUUUCCGAAGUUCAACAGGAGAAGAAAACCCAUGAAGUUGAUUUAGCGAGUCAAGAAGGUGAGCAAUAUGAAUCUAAGAGUUCAGGUGAAGAUGGUUCAGGAAAUUCUGACCAAAAGGAUGGAGGUAGUGGACCAUCUGUUGAGAUGUGGCAUGAAACUGGUGCAUCCAUUCAGCAGCCUGUGGGGACAGAUGCACCUGAUUCAGCUGGACAUGCUGAAUCUGUUAAAGGGAGUGGUAGGUCCUUAUGGAAUAUUAUUGGAGAUGUGGUUAGAUUACGGUGGGCAUCACCACGUUCUGAAUCACAUACACCGAAAUCAGGUGCUGGAAAGGGCUCACCGGGUCAGUCUACUAGUAGCGAAAGAUGGUUUUCUGGUCACGAACCAGAUGACUCAAAUGAUGAGAACGUGAAAAUUGGAAGUAAGAAAGGUCGAAAAGAAUAUUCAAACCCUUCAAGUUCCAAGAGGAAGGUAGAGCCUCUGGUACCAUCAUCAUCGUCAAAUACAAACCAGGGGUCUUCAUCCAAAGUCAUGUCUCCAUCACUAAUUGAAGAAUCAUCAUUUCCAUCUGCAAUUCGCAUGAGAAGGUCACCUGUUGUAAAGAUAACUUCUACCACCGAAACUGAUGCAUCCACAAGUGGCAAAGCGGAAGAAAUAAUUCAUAAACCGUUGAUCCAAGUGCCACAAAUAGAUGCAUCUGGCAGUGGCAAAAUGGUGGCAGUGGAUCAACAGGGUCCUGUUCGAAGAAAACUGGGAAGAACAGAUCAAGUCUCUAAAGAUAGAUUUGAUGAAUGGGAAGAGGCUUAUACUGUUGAAGCAAUGCAACGUAAAAACGAUGAACUUUUUAUGAGAGAAGCGCUUUUGGAAGCUAAAAAGGCUGCAGAUUUCUGGGAAGUACCUGUUGGGGCUGUUCUUGUGCAAGAUGGUAAAGUAAUUGCUCGUGGAUAUAAUUUGGUAGAAGAGUCACGCGACUCCACUGCCCAUGCUGAGAUGAUUUGUAUACGUGAGGCAUCAAACAACCUACGCUCAUGGAGACUUUCGGGUACUACACUUUAUGUAACACUUGAACCAUGUCCUAUGUGUGCUGGAGCUAUUCUUCAAGCGCGGAUUGACACGGUUGUUUGGGGAGCACCCAAUAAACUACUUGGAGCUGAUGGCAGCUGGAUCAGGCUGUUUCCUGAUGGUGAUGGAGGAAAUGGAUUAGAUAAACCGCCUGCCCCUGUUCACCCAUUCCAUCCAAACAUGGUGGUGAGAAGGGGAGUUUUAUCGACAGAAUGUGCAGAUGUGAUGCAGCAAUUUUUUCAGUUACGGAGAAAGAAGAAAGAGAGGAAAACAGAAGCUGAACCACCAAGUCCAGCACCUGCCUCAUGUCUUCCCAUCACACACCAUCGCCAUUCAAAGUUCUUGAGUAAAAUGCAUGAUGCCUUCAGCAUUAUGUUCUGUUUAUAGAUCAAAUCUUUGUUCCUCAUAGAUACUCUUUUUGCUCUAUUUUAGUAAUGGUGUGGUUUAGUUUAUAUGUUUUUUUGUGUAGUUUAUGGAUAGUUCAGUAACCGGAAUACAGUAUCAAUUCAUUGGUUUUGUGACAAUUUGACCUGAAUAUAACCUCUUACUUGAAUAA
This is a messenger RNA of Erigeron canadensis, 3947 nucleotides long. RefSeq names its product tRNA(adenine(34)) deaminase, chloroplastic. Gene Ontology annotation, cellular component: chloroplast. The record is from RefSeq and is a predicted model, not a curated record. The coding region runs from base 29 to 3778 and encodes 1249 amino acids. Lineage: Eukaryota; Viridiplantae; Streptophyta; Magnoliopsida; Asterales; Asteraceae. Gene Ontology annotation, molecular function: tRNA-specific adenosine deaminase activity. The transcript is spliced from 4 exons. Gene Ontology annotation, biological process: tRNA wobble adenosine to inosine editing.